UAUAUAUAUCUUUAUUGAAUUAAAGUCAACUGUGGAGAAUUUGUGGAGGGAUGCGCUCUACUGAACACCACUCUAGCUUACACUAAUGCUGCUCUCAAACAUUCCCAAAUAAAGGAGUAAAAAAGCUGCUACAAACUAAAAAGAAACUCUUCUUACUUUGUCAUUUCCAAGUCUCCUUAUGAGCUUGUAAUAAAAUAUAUUUUGGGAGUAUAUUCCUGCAAUCCCACAUUUUUAAAGGAGAAAAUUUAACAUGCAAAACCAUAUUGGUUUAAUUUAGACAAUACUGUAAUCCUUUAUUAUCCCUUAAACGAUUUACAUUCUUGCUUCCAUGUGUUGUGGUCCAAACCCCUAAAUACUUGUAGGACAACAGGACAGCUUUCUGUGUUGCUGUGUGUCUUGAAAUGUCCCGGUCACAAAUUCCAAUCUUAAAUCCGGUGCACUUCGCCAACUACACCCUCGGGGCUCCACCCUACCUUUCUCUCCCUCCGUAGUGUGGACUUCACGUUUUAUCCUUUCUUUGCUUUAAUCAUCUGCCAGACUCCUGCCUUGUGGGGAACCGCUUUGUGUGCUCGAAUUACAUAAAAAAAACAAAACACACGAGAGGUGGGAGUGCUGUGAGUUUAGUCUUCGUCCCCUUUAAAAAACUAUGCAGCCCUAGCGGUGGUUAAUAUCUGGGCUCCCUGGAAAAGUCUGCGGAGAGGAGGGAGAGGGAGAGAGGGAGCCAGAGGGGGGGGACAAGCCGAGUCGGAGAGAUCAUGGCGGCACCGCUCGGACGGGACACCCUACCUGACCACUGGUCGUACGGAGUUUGUAGAGAUGGCCGGGUCUUCUUCAUUAAGUGAGCGGUGGCUUUACUUUCUCGACGCUUUGGUUCUCUGUCGAGGCUUUAAGCGAAGGUUUUCUUUUAUUUGUUUUAUUGUUUUAUUACCGUUCAGUAACAGGUGUCUCUCUUGCAGCGAUAAAACUCACAGCACUACUUGGCUUCAUCCACGGACUGGUGAACCUGUUAACUCGGGACACAUGAUCCGGUCAGAUUUGCCGAGAGGAUGGGAAGAGGGCUUCACGGACGAAGGCGCCAGCUACUUCAUCAACCACAACCUUAGGGCAACAUCCUUUCGGCACCCUGUGACUGGACAGAUUUCGCCUGAAAACACAGAAUACACACUACAGGACAGGAUAGAAGCCCGUAUGUCCAAGUCGGCGGCCAAUCAGAGAUCCCCCAGCAUGGUCACAGAGUCAUCCAAGGCUGUGACCUCAGUGGCAGUGGAGGUCACCCCAGGGUCAAAGGGCUCCAGAGGUACAGGGAAAGUACACAGUUUUGGCAAGAGGGAUCAUGCUAUUAAAAGAAACCUCAACAUCCCAGUGGUGGUGAGAGGCUGGCUCUACAAACAGGACAGCUCUGGAAUGCGACUUUGGAAAAGGAAGUGGUUUGUUUUAUCAGACUACUGCUUGUUUUACUACAAAGACAGCCGAGAGGAGUCGGUGCUCGGCAGCAUCCCUCUGCCCAGUUAUGUCAUUGCACCAGUCGAGCCUGAUGACCACAUAAACCGCAAAUACGCGUUCAAGGCGAGCCAUACAGGAAUGCGCUCCUACAUUUACAAUAAGAACUCUGUGAUUGGCUCACAGGCAGAACACUGCGGGAUGCGGACAUAUUUCUUCAGUGCGGACACACAGGAGGACAUGAAUGGUUGGAUCCGGGCCAUGAACCAGGCUGCGCUGAUGCAGCAGAGUCACACCAUUAAGAGAGAGGUGGAGAAGCCAAAGAAGGCUGUGCAGCAGGCGGUCCCGCAGACCAACCAUGUCCACAUCAACCAGAGCUCACCUCAGCCAGAAAGCCUUUGCAGGACAGACAGAGAUGACCCUCCGGAUAAAAGCGUUCAACUGGGUCAUGGAGAUGAGGUGAGGUACGGAUUGGAGAUCCAAGCGAGGCCCAGCCAGUCGGCCACGGAGGAGAGAGCAGAGAGACUGUCUCCAGAUUCUGUCGAUGGUGCCGUCCACAAGAAUGGACAGCAAACUGUCAUCCAAGUGACUCUGGCACCGGAACAGAACGGCAAUCUUGUGUAUCAGAGGGGAUUUGGGUCGCGGCCGGACCCUGAGAAACAUGUGCAGAGGAAGAACACGCUGGCUCAGGUGGAGCAGUGGGUCAAAGUUCAUAAAGGUGACCCAUCGAAGAGCACUCCCUCGGCUGAGUAUAACCUCCCUCGGCGGACUCCUCCCCUAAAGCCCAAAGCCAGCGCAGCCGAUGCCACCUAUCAGUCGCUGCCAAAGUCUCCCCGUCUCCCGUCUGGCAGCAACUCCCCUCCAGCAACAUGCAACCUGCCCAGUGACUACAAGUACGCCCACGACCGCCUCAGCCACUUCCGCAUGUCCACUGAUGAACGUAUGGCCACCAAGGAGGGAAUGGUGUGGCAGCUGUACGAGUGGCAGCAGCGGCAGCAGUUCCGUCACGGCAGCCCCACCGCCCCCAUCUACACCGGGCCCAACUUCACAGACUCUUCAUCUUUCAGAGUUACUGUAGAGAUGCCGCGCUCCAUCUCAGUCCCUCCGUCCCCAUGUGAAGUCCCACCAUCAGUCCCCUCCUCCUUCAAGCCCCUGUCCCCACGCCGGCCACACACUCCAUCAGACAGACGCACAGUCAGGCCCCUGGAUGAAGUCCUAACCGGGGACAGCACAAGAUCCAGCUCCCCCGGCCAUAUUUGUGCCCAGCUCUCUCAGACUUCCCAAAUAGAGAGAAGGUCCAUGCCAGCCAUGGGCUACAUCACACACACCGUCAGCGCGCCCAGCUUGCACGGCAAAACGCCAGAGGAGCUGACUCUGCUCCUCAUUCAGCUUCGGAGGCACCAGGCCAAGAUGGCUGGUGUGCAUAGCCCCGGCGAUGCGUUCGCUCACUUGCAGCACCACCAGCACAACGGCCUUCUAGGCCCCAGCAUGCAGGCUGAUGAUACUUACAUACAACUGAAGAAGGACCUGGAGUAUCUAGAUCUGAAGGUGGGCCCCAACAAAAUCCAAAGUAUUGACCCGAUGAUCGUUUCAGUACACAAUGUGUUUGAAAACUCCACUCCGAGUUUUGGGUACUUUUGGAAUGUUACUGGACGUGAAAGUUUAAAAACAGAAAGACCAUCAAGGCCUGUGAAAAUAGCAGAAAGUGAUGCUGAUGUGAAAUUAAGUCGACUGUGUGAGCAAGACAAGAUUCUGCAGGAGCUUGAGGCCACGAUACGCACUUUGAAGGAGGACAAGGACAAGCUGGAGUCUGUGCUGGAUGUUUCCCACCAGCAGAUGGAGCAGUACAGAGAUCAGCCAGCCCAUGCAGAGAAGAUUGCCUAUCAGCAGAAAUUACUACAAGAGGAUGUCGUGCACAUCAGGGCUGAAAUCUCCAAAGUCUCGACAGAGAUGGAGAACGCGUGGAAUGAGUACAGCCGGCUGGAGAGAGAUGUGGACUGGCUGAAGUCGGCCCUGCAGGGACAGAUGAGCCGCAGCGAUCUCACUCAGCAAGAAAAAGUCCAGAUCAGAAAAGAGCUGUGGAGGAUUGAGGAUGUCAUCGCCGGCCUCAGCACCAGUAAAGCCAACUACAAAGUCACGAUUUCCUCUGUGACCAACCCAGAGAGGAAAUUUGUGCCUUCAGUGUCGGCGUCAUCAGUGCCUUCUGUGUCUGGGAGCCCGUCUGCUAUGGAGAUGAGAUUGUCCCAUCAGCAGCAGCAGCAGCAGCAGCAGCAGCACAGCCCCCACCUCAGCCCCAGUAGCCACACACCCUCCCUUUCCUCCAGCCCGAGCCAGCAGCCUUUACGCCACUCUGCAACCAUCGCUUGUGGGUUUAAAUGGUUGUCCUGUAUGCAGGGUGAGGAUGAUGUGCCUCCCAGACCUCCUCUACCUCAUCUCUACAGUCCGGAUGAACAUCCCCCUGCUGUGCCCCCGUUGCCCCGGGAGACAACAGUCAUCAGACAUACUUCUGUACGCGGCCUCAAACGACAGUCAGAUGAACGCAAAAGGGACAGGGAGAUCGGCCAGUACACUAACGGAGACAGUAAGGUGGAACUUCGGCCUUUCCUGAGCGAUCCAGAGCUGAUGGGAGCUGGAGACGGCUCCAGCCACAUCACCAUAGCAUCAUCCGGACAUGACGGUUACCAGACGUUACCUAGCAGCAGAGGAGUGGCUAGCUCUGCACUGAGGCUAAAUCAGUCUUCGAGCAUCUCCUCAUAUGUGACCCUCCGAAGAGCAGCAUCAGCUGUUGGCAUGAAGGAGAGACCAAAAAGUGCCUUGGAGCGUCUGUACUCUGGGGACCCGGCACAGCAGCAGCAGCGGGGCAAGAUGAGUGCCGAUGAGCAGCUGGAGAGGAUGAAGAGGCACCAGAAGGCCCUCGUCCGCCAGCGGAAACGCACCCUGAGUCACGGAGAUCGCCACGCUUCUCCGUCGCCGCGACCCUCGUCCUCGUCCUCGCGCCCGCUCUCAGCAGACCUGGGAUCAUGGAAGAGAGAGCAGGAAUUUGACCUGCAGUUGCUCGAGAGGGCUGUUCAGGGCGAGGAGGCCCAGGGAGUUAGGAGCGUUCAGGGGGAGGAAAGACCUCCCGAGCACAAAGAGAGACCCCGGUCGCACUCUGACGAAUGGCUGACUUUCCGCUCCAUGGCCACUACCCCUCCUGCCCACGAGGUUGACCUGGAACCUCUAGAGUACGACCUGGAUCUCAACAAAGAGCUUUCCAAGCCUCAGAAAGUGUUGAUUCCGGAGCGCUAUGUGGAUUCAGAGCCCGAGGAGCCUCUCAGUCCGCAGGAGGUGGAGGACCGCCAUCGUAAGGUGGAGCGCAUCAAAAGCAUCUUGGCAAAGUCCAGUGUGCAAACCCUAGCAUCAACAGUGCCUGUGGACAAGCCAGAGGUGGGGCUGGGGGCACUCGACUCCGCUCUGCAGGAGCAGGAGAGGAUCAUCACCAUGUCCUACGCUCUCGCCUCGGAGGCUUCGCUCAAGAGCAAACUAGUCGCAGCUCAAGCUAUUUCUGGACACUGAGGUGCUAUUCCAUGAUGAGAACAUACAACUGGAUUUCUGCAAGAAAGGAGGAUUUUGUUUGAUUUUCGAACACCUACACCUUUCCAUACAGCGGUACGAGAACUGUACUAAACAUUUAACCUGCUCUCUGAAGCUCACGCAGCAUUGACUCAAUGUGUUUCUAGUUGCUGAACGCGACAGGGCGAUGGGAGCUGCUGUGCUUAUUAACUAUGGACGUGUCUAACAAAUGUUUAUCUCAUGAUGAUAAUAAUAAAAUAAUAUUUUCUACAUGCCACUGCACUUUGAAUUGUACACUGUAUCAUGUUUUCAAGGUAUGACUGACUUGCUUUUACUUGCAGUGUGAUGGAAACUUGGAACUCGUUUGUUUUUUGUGUUUGUUUUUUUUGUUUUUUUUUGUUUGUCCGUCAGGUACAGAAUGUUAAGGGGAAAAAAGGAGGUACUAAACGUCUCAUGAUGGUAAUGUUUUUGUCAAAACUCAGAUAAUGUUCUUACACCAAACCACUUGAAGUAUCAUAUUAUGUACCUAUAGCACUGCCAGUCUCCUUUUAGCUUGCCAAAAUGAAUUUUAUUUUUGCUUACAUCGGGAUGAAAAUAACCUUUAACAUAUUUUCUGUGUGACUGGGGAAGGUUGCACAAUGGAAGUUUAUAACAAUGUGAAUAUUAAAGAUAUUAACAUAA
Messenger RNA from Acanthopagrus latus (yellowfin seabream), 5673 nucleotides. It is a transcript of the gene plekha7b, whose product is annotated as pleckstrin homology domain containing, family A member 7b. NCBI's taxonomy places the organism in Eukaryota, Metazoa, Chordata, Actinopteri, Spariformes, Sparidae. Gene Ontology annotation, molecular function: protein binding. Bases 817 to 4995 code for a protein of 1392 amino acids. The transcript has 28 exons. The record is from RefSeq and is a predicted model, not a curated record.